UGACAUCAUCUACAGCCAAUAAGCUGCAGUGCUGAGCCUGUCCUUAUUUCUGAGAGGAUCGGUGCUGAGGCAGGCUGCAGAGAUACAGGCUGACGCUGAAGCGAUGAGGCCAGGACAUGCGGGACUCAGAUAAGGCUGGCCAGGGUUUCUCUGCAGAACGACUCUGCAGAACGACUCUCUGGGGACAUGUGGGUCUGCCUGAGGCACAGGUGACGCACGUCCGUCACCUGCCCGGUUUCAUCCGGAACAGCACAAGUCUGGGCCGAGCCAGUCAUGGCUAAGAGGGACUACUUGGUGGAUGCGGCUAAGCAGAUCCGCAUGGCGCUGGACCGGGAGGUCAGCGAGGACUACGAGGCUGCCUUCAACUACUACAAGAAUGGGGUGGAUCUAUUACUGAGUGGAGUGCAAGUGGACCCUAACAAGGAACGGCGGGAGGCAGUGAAGCGGAAGACCACUCAAUACCUGAAGAGAGCGGAAGAGAUCUUUAACUCACACCUUCAGGGCAGCUUGGGAAAUGGGACGUCCCUGUCUGGGGGCUACAGCAGCCUAAGAUUUCGGCCAAUCAGAAACCUCAGCACACCAGUGGAGGACUUGAAAAUGUGCAAAGUCAUCGGGGUGAUCGACAAGGUCCUGACUGUCCAAAACCUGACCACCAAGGAGGUGUUUGUGGUUAAAAGCCUGCCUAAAUCAAGCUGGGAGAGUCGGGAACAGCCUACCAUCAUCCCCCAGGGCGUGCCCUUCAUGGCGAAGCUGCUCCGUUACUACGUCAGCGAGGACGUCGUCUAUCUGCACCUGGGGCAUGUCCAAGGGGGGAGGCUUUUCUCUAAGCUGCACAAGUCCAGGAAGGACAAGAUGAAGGAACAUUCUGAGGGCUGCAGCUCCAGCCACUACAAGAUCCGGAUGAAGACCAGCUACACCACCCCUGCUCUCAAUCUAGAGCAACACGACGAAAAGUCUAAGAGGCAGGCCCAGGCGGAGGAGGACUCUGGAGAUAGCCCAGAUGCUGUAUCCCCCUCCACUUGGGAGGAGGUCCGGCAGCAACUGGAGGAUGGCCGGACGCACCCCUACUGUGAGGAAACUGGCUGCCUGCAUAGCGCCAGAGCCAGCCCACCCAAAAGGAGCUGGGUAUCUGGGUCACUGGGGUGGGACGACAGGUUCCAUGGUACCACUGGCACUUUUUCAAGCACUCAGGAAAACCUGGUCAUCCCACCGCAUUGCUGCCCUGGCAAAGGAACUACUGAGGCCUUCAAGGGGAUGUGGGAGCUUUCAAAGACAGACGCGGAGGAAUCCAGCAUUGUGCAGGAAGCUGCAAAUGGCACUCAAGACCCAGAUAAAAUACGCUUGGUGAUCGAAGACAGUCCAGAACCAGUAGGAGGCAGCAGAAUAUCUCAUGAAGCCCAGCCUUCCAUGAAUGACCAGGUGUUACAGGUAGACAAAGACAGUCAGGGCAUUAUUAUGGAUCUGCAGUAUAGAAAGACAGGACAUGCAAAAGGUCAGGUGCCCUGGAGAUUGUGGACAGGUGGAGAAGGGGUAACAGGAUCCAUAGGGGCAGCUGAACCCACUGGGUGGGCAAGCGCCGCUCCAGCAGUUGAACAAACAGAAACGUCCUCAGGAAACCCCCCCUCCUACCACCUCUCUCCAUGGUUUUCCACGCAUGCAGGUGACCCAAAGGAUGGGAACCAAGCCAGAGACAGAAGGGAGUACAUGGAUGAAGGAUGGGAACUGCUAAAUCCAACAGCUGCUGCCAUUCACGGCACUUCGGGACCAGAAGGACCUGGAACAGACCAGCCCAUCGAGGUGGACGGGUGGUGUCUCCUUCCCCGGGUCCCAGCACCACGACCCAAAGAGAACAGUAUACAAGGCUACUGGGGCCUGCCUGAGGGGCAGGUGCGGCUAUGGGGCGCCCAGAUCCUGUUGGCCUUGGAGAGUUUACACCAGCAGGGAAUCUUGUGCAGGGACCUGAACCCGAGGAACAUCCUGCUGGACAGCAGUGGAAACAUAUGUCUGACGUACUUUGGUCAAUGGAGUGAGGUCCAACUGGAAACCAGCGUCACAGCCAUGCAGCGCAUGUAUUGCGCCCCAGAAAUUGGAGGCGUGGCAGACAUCACAGAGGCAUGCGACUGGUGGAGUCUAGGGGUACUGCUUUACGAACUCCUGACCGGAAUGGCCCUGUAUCAGAGCCACCCGGCCGGCGUGCUCCCGCACACCCAGCUCCUCAUACCAGAUCAUCUCAGCACGGCGGCCGCCUCCCUGCUCACAGAGCUGCUGCAGUUUGACGCUGGUUACCGCUUGGGCUCGGGCGGCGGCGGCGUAACGGACAUCAAAUCACACCCGUUCUUCGGCACGGUGCCGUGGCAAGCGCUCACCAGCUAGCACCGCAGUCCACUAGACCCGCCCGCUCUCAUUCGGCAGUAGGCCGCACGAGCUCUUAGAGUCCCAGCUGGUGCACUGCCGCCAUCUGCUGGUGGAAGGACCGAAGCGCCGCCAUCUACAGGGAUAAGAACCGAACUUGGUUGGCGGAAGACUUAAUGGAAGACCUGAGCAUCUGUAGUGAUUUAGAAGCCAACAACAAAUCCAACCCCCCUGAAACAGAUAUGUUAUCAGGUUCAGAAGCAAGAGAUGUAAGAAUGAUAGCUACUGAAAAGUACUCAAUGGUAGCAAAAUAUGUAAAGAACCAUUGUGAAUUUACAGCACUGUGAUGGGUGAAACUGUGUGCAGGUCUUGCAUAAUCAGCAAGACCCAAAACCUUUAACCUAACAACCCUACCCCCAACAAAUCUCAGCAGAAAUCUUUCACGCAAGCUCUUAUGUAGAAUAACCAUACAGCUCAAUGGCCAUACAACAUUGGUUUUAAUGAAGAACAACCCACCCAACCAAGUCUUUGACUGAAUUGAUGGGGGAAAUUUCCUUAGUCCAGCAGCAACAGUACAUGGAAAGGAUGAUAGUCCUCAUGAAAGACAUUUUUUUAAAAAAAGGUCAUGAUACAAUAUUAUAACAAAAAUAAAUAAGCCCUGAAAUGUAGGCUUAUACAUAGAAAAAAAUCCACGGUUUAACCAGAAUAUAUAGGAAAUGACACAGUGCAGCACAGAAACCUGAGAGAGUUAUCUCACAACAUCAAGGAGGAACUUUUCAAUCCCAAAUAAUGGUCUGGGGGUUAGUGAAGACGUGUUCAAAAGUGAGAACUUCCCGAGUAAUGUCAUGUGCCCCUCCUUCCUCAGGCCACAGGCUGAUCCACUUCCUGCUAAUCUGGUCACAAAGUAACCUGCUUCUCCUAGUGUGUGGUGUCUCCUACACACGCACAGCACGGGUUAGCCUUGGCAUACGUGACACAGCACCUUAAGCAAAGUAACUGCUACACACAUGGAGGGAUUUCCCCAGAAAUGUCAUUGCGAUCACACACACAAUACUGGCUGGCGUUUCUGUAUUUCCAGUUGUGACUUUAGUGGUAAUAGGUGGGGCACCUUGGGCAUUUGGAGCUGCUCUCAUGCUUCAGAUAGGAACUUCUCAAGGUGAACUACAGUGCGGCUGUGGAACUCUCCAUGAGAUACACGUUAUAGGGUUUCAGUUCCUCACAAAGACCAGAAUUUUCAGAUUUUACUUAAGCUUGCUUGAGCUGAAAGGUGGAACACGGUGAGAUGAGCCAUUUUUAAUGCUGACAUACUGCUCAGAAAGUGCUUAUUUAUUCAUUUCACUAAAUAUUUGGUCAUUUCAACUUGAGCUGGGAAAAAUGGACUGCACCUUUUAUAACUUUUAUUCCGCAUGCCAUAAAGUGUGUCUUGGGUGCUAUCUACAAGAGAACUGCAUUUCCUGUCCCUUAAAAAUUUUUACUACUUAUAUCAAAAAUUACAAUUUUUAAGCUUGAAUAAAAGUUCCUUCAAGUACAUUUGUUUCUGCUAAAGAUCUCAGUUCGUUGUUUAACUGCUGGUCAAAGGUAAACAGUUUAAGAGUUUCACAAAAAUGCUUCCCCACCUUCAGUGACUAAAAUAUCAGGUACAUACCAGACUUGCAUGUAAUCUUAUUUCAGACGCUGAGUAC
This is a messenger RNA of Brienomyrus brachyistius, 4034 nucleotides long. RefSeq names its product ribosomal protein S6 kinase-like 1 (gene rps6kl1). NCBI's taxonomy places the organism in Eukaryota, Metazoa, Chordata, Actinopteri, Osteoglossiformes, Mormyridae. Gene Ontology annotation, biological process: protein phosphorylation. The record is from RefSeq and is a predicted model, not a curated record. Gene Ontology annotation, molecular function: protein kinase activity; ATP binding. Bases 274 to 2373 code for a protein of 699 amino acids. The transcript has 11 exons.